Molecule: messenger RNA, 591 nt
Organism: Rhizoctonia solani
Lineage: Eukaryota; Fungi; Basidiomycota; Agaricomycetes; Cantharellales; Ceratobasidiaceae
Product: Retrotransposable element Tf2 protein
Exons: 1
Coding region: 1-591 (196 amino acids)
Biological process (GO): negative regulation of transcription by RNA polymerase II; chromatin organization
Cellular component (GO): pericentric heterochromatin
Molecular function (GO): chromatin binding; nucleic acid binding
Source: RefSeq, a predicted model, not a curated record
AUGGCCAAAUUUGCCUACAACAACGCAGUCCAUAGUAGCACGGGAAAAACACCAUUCAAAGCCCUGUACGGAUGGGAACCUACUCUAACGCCCUCUAACGUGCCCACGGAUGUACCGGAAGCCAACAACUUAGCCCAGACCAUGGAAAAACAGUGGAGGGAGGUUGAAUCUGCCCUUUGGCAAUCUAAGUCAAGAAUGACCGCCGGAGAGGAGGGAAGCCCAAUAGAUUUUGAAUUAGGGGAAGAAGCCUGGCUAGACGCCAGGAACGUUAAUCUCAAAACCCUAAGCCCCAAACUAACAGAACAACGUCUAGGGCCAUUCAAAGUCAUCAAGGAAAUCUCCAACAGGGCUUACCAACUCAAACUACCCCCAACCAUGCAAAUCCACAACGUAUUCUACGUGGGAUUACUGUCUAAAGUUAAAAGGGACAAGAAGCGCACAUUUGAAAAUCGCCCACCACCAGUGACCGUGGAAGGGGAAGAGGAAUACAAGGUGGAAGGAAUUACCAAUGCUGAAGAAAGGGACGGGAAAUGGUUCUUCCGAGUCAAAUGGAAGGGUUACAGCUCCAAAGAAAAUACAUGGGAACCUUGA